Messenger RNA from Exophiala xenobiotica, 426 nucleotides. RefSeq lists its product as uncharacterized. The coding region runs from base 1 to 426 and encodes 141 amino acids. Lineage: Eukaryota; Fungi; Ascomycota; Eurotiomycetes; Chaetothyriales; Herpotrichiellaceae. The record is from RefSeq and is a predicted model, not a curated record. The transcript has a single exon.
AUGAGUGUUGCUCAAAUAUACUCCCUCGCCUACAGUGCAGGCGCGAAGCUCGCAAGGGAGGCUGCCCGACCUGACCACGAUCUCAGACUCGUCGUAGGACACGCUAAUAUGCUUGACUCGCUGAUUUUCGAGCUCGAGAACGCCAAGCAGGAGCCCAAGGAAUGCUUCCAUAACAUUUUCGACGAACUACAGGAAGAGGAAGAAGAUAGGUAUCAACACACGAAAAUCAUGGCUGGGGAAGCUGAGCACGCCUGGGUCCCUGAAAGUGCUUCCUCCUCUGAAGACGAAUCGGAGGAGGAAGAGCUCGAUCCAACUAUCAAUAUCACGAUCAUUGAAGUCAACUCCGAUACUGAAGAUGAUGACGAGGGAGACCAACGACCUAAUUCUUGUCCAGACCUGCUCACUACACGCGCCUCAGGAGUCUAA